Molecule: messenger RNA, 4647 nt
Organism: Fusarium proliferatum ET1
Lineage: Eukaryota; Fungi; Ascomycota; Sordariomycetes; Hypocreales; Nectriaceae
Exons: 11
Coding region: 1-4647 (1548 amino acids)
Biological process (GO): transmembrane transport; lipid transport
Cellular component (GO): intracellular membrane-bounded organelle; membrane
Molecular function (GO): ATP binding; lipid carrier activity; ABC-type transporter activity
Source: RefSeq, a predicted model, not a curated record
AUGUUCUCAUCCACAAGACUAUGGUUCCGGCAACUGCAAGCCCUGAUAAGGAAAAUCUUCCUGAUUGCACUCGUCAAGCACUGGCUCUCAACACUCCUCCGAGCUCUCCUAAUCCCCGUCCUGAUUCUCGUUCUAGUCCUCCAAAUCCAGAACUUCACAGGCGAUGGAAGCAGGUAUGGCGUUGGAGAGCCAUCUCCCAUCCCAAGCCUUGCUGAGACUGUUCCGUCUGGAACAAAACUUGUUUUUGUGCAGGGUUCGAACGCGGGGUCUGAUGUUGGUGGUGUUAUUACCAAGAUUAAAGAUGGGCUGAAGGGGACUGUUGAAGUCGCUGAUAGUGAAGCUGAUUUACGAAAACGAUGUCCCACGAGUUUAAGCGGUGUAACGAAUUGUUACGCUGCUGUUAUUUUCAACGAUUCACCUCUUAGCAAAGCGGGUAACAAGACGUGGAGUUACACCAUCAGGGUUAGUUCAGCACGAGCAUCAACCAAAUUCGACAUCACGACGCCUUCCAAGAACCACUACGCACCGCUCCAACUCGCCGUCGAAAACGCCAUCACGAACUCAACCACGACUCCGAAUAAUUACAUGUUUACACGGAUAACACAAGAUCAAGCUGCUGAGAUAAAGCGUCGUAACUUUGCGGCGACUAUGGUCGGCGGUUUUGGAAUCGUGUGUUUCCUGAGUAUGAUUUCGUCGGUGUUUCAUAUCAUCGGCAUGAUAUCGACUGAGAGAGAGGCGGGUAUGGCGCAGUUGAUUGAUGUGAUGACCGGUGGUGCUGCGUCGGCGAGGGUGUUGAGUUAUCUUGUUGCUUUUAAUAUCAUCUACCUACCUAGUUGGAUCAUCUUUGGAGCUUCCCUCCUUGUCCCAACCUCGAACGCCGGUAUCGCCAUCCUCUGGCAGAUCCUCUCGGGGCUAUCCCUCACAAGCAUGAGUGUCUUUGCAGCCACCAUCAACAUCCGAUAUACCGCCAUCUCCAUGGUCAUCGUCCUAAUGCUCCUCGCCACCCUCUGCGAAAUCCUCGACUCGAAACCCGAAAACGUCCCAGCGCUUAUCGUCCUAAUACUAUCUGCCAUCUUCCCAAGUUCGAAUUACAUCUUCUUCCUGAACCAACUCUGCCGAAACGAGGCCCAAGGUCUCGCAACGAAUAUAUCGAAACCCGCUCCCCAUCAACCUCGCAUAUACGAAGUUACAGUAUCUUUGUUAUGGGGGCUGCUCCUCUUCACCAUAGUGUUCUACCCCCUGUUAGCUAUUCUUAUUGAGAAGUGGUCUCAUGGUGUUAGCAACAAGGGUAGAAAGUUCUCAAGCGCCAACGCGACCGAUAAUCCAACGGCUCUUGAGAUCGUGGACCUCACAAAAACAUAUAAACCUUCGCUUUGGAGACGAUGCUGCCGAAGAGCUCGCCCCACGAUAGCUGUCAACUCACUUAGCUUUUCCAUGCAGAGGAAGCAAGUCUUGUGUCUUCUUGGUAUUAAUGGUUCUGGCAAGACAACAACACUAGGUUUGAUUGCUGGUACACAAAAGCUCACAAGUGGCUCGAUAAAUGUCAAUGCCCCUCGCUCAAACCUUGGCAUCUGCCCUCAACGCAACAUCCACUGGCCAGAGCUCUCGGUACUCGAACACGGUAGACUUUGGGCCAUGAUAAAAGGUGGAGCAACAGAUCUCCAAUCUCUAGACACCCUCGUCGAAUCCUGCGACCUCUCUCUAAAGAAGCACAGUCCUGUCGGUACACUCAGCGGAGGUCAGAUGAGAAAGGUCCAAAUGCUAUGUAUGUUAGCAGGCGGUAGUUCAAUCUGCCUCAUGGACGAAGUAACCACCGGUAUGGACCCUGUCUCUCGAAGAGCAAUGUGGAACAUCAUCCUUGCCGAACGUCAGAAGCGAAGCCUUGUCCUCACGACCCAUUUUCUCGAUGAAUGCGAAGUUUUAGCCGAUCAAGUCGUCAUUGUAUCGCACGGCCACGUCAAGUGUCAGGGUUCAACUGCAGCACUGAAGAAUCUUCACGGAGGAGGUUAUCGCGUACAUUUACCCGGCGUUCAGAAUCCGCCGGAUACACCGUAUGCCACGACUGUGCACCAAGGGCAGACUGUGUUUAACAUUCCCGAUUCGACAUCUGCUGCAACGCUUUUGACGUCUCUACAAGCAGCAGGGUACUCUGACACGUCAUUGAGUGGACCUACCAUGGAAGAUGUCUUCCUCAAGGUUGCCGAUGAAGGUGAGGACGACGAUGUGGGAACUUCUGACUGGAGUCCUUUUCUUGAAGGGAACGAAACACUGAACAGUCAGCUCAGUUCAGGGACGCAAGCUUCGUUCCUCCAACAACUCUCAGCUCUCCUCCUCAAGCGUCUUUUAGUUUUGAAGAGAGGCUUCUGGUGGUAUAUUCUCGCUUUAGCGAUUCCACUAAUCUUCACACCCGUCUUCAGCGCCAUGGCCAACGAUCCCACUCCCUUCCAACCAACGCCCUGCGUAUCAACCGACUCAUCCAUUCUCGACGAGCCAUGGCCCAUAGCUCUUCGCCCGAACGGCUACUAUGAUCUCGCAGGUUCCGAUAAUAUCACCAUGCUCGUUGGCCCAAACACUCUCAACAAGACUUUCUUUCGCUCAUUGUCAAAGUAUCCUAUCGGGAAGGAGUACGACAUGAAGGACUACCAAGAACAGUUCCAGUUUCAAGAUGACUAUGAUGCUUUCUUGAAGCAAAUUCGUGAUAAGCCGAGACAACUUGUACCCGGAGCGCUGUACAUAGAUGGGAAGGAUAAAGAUACGCUUGCGUAUAACGCCGAGCAUGGGGCUGAUGGAUCGAUGUUGAUGCUGAAUAUGUGGAGUCAGCUGAAGAGUGAAACUCCAAUUUCUCUUUCUUUUGCAUACUUCAGCUCUUCGAUACCGUCUGACCCUGGCCCUGGCAUGUUUCUCGCUAUCUUACUCACCGUCCUGCAUGUCCUCUACCCGGCCUUCUUCGCUCUAUACCCUGCGUACGAACGACUUCGAAAGAUUCGAACCCUACAAUACUCCAACUCGAUCCAACCUCUUGCCCUAUGGACAUCCCACAUCAUCGUCGACAUAGUCUUUGUUAUUCUCAUCUCCUGCCUAUCAACCUUAUUUAUCUCUUUGAUUAUUCUCAAGUGGUACGGCGCUUGGCAUCUCUUCCCUGUUAUGCUUCUGUACGGCUUUGCAAUGAUGCUCUGGUGUUAUAUAAUCUCCCUAUUUGCUCGGUCAGAACUCUCGUCUUUUGGCAUAUCAUUCUGUGUUUCGCUUUUGAUGUUUGGUAUCUCCGUCGCAGGACUCAUGAUUGCCUCUGUCAACCAAAACCCAGGCAAUAGAUCUUCAUCCAUGGACACAUCGGUGUUCAUUCUUGGUCUUAUCUUCCCUGUCGCCAACCUCUUCCGCGCCAUGGUCGUCGGCCUCAACGUCUGGGCCGCAGGAUGUCGUGGUGAUGCAGUGAUAAGCUAUCCCGGCAACAUCCAUGCCUACGGCGGCCCGGUUCUUCUCCUCUGCAUUCAAGUCGCAUAUUUGUUUGCUAUUUUGUUGCUACUUGACGGAAGAACAUGGACUCUCCGAACUUUGUGGGCAGAGCAUGUCGUGCCGCUGUAUCAGAGGAGGAGGAUCAGCGGGAAGGAUGCUCACAUUGAGAUGGCGCCGAUGACAAAGUCUCGAGGCAUGACUGGGAACCUGGUCGAUGUUGAUCAGAUUUAUAAGUCAUUUUGUGGUAAUGUUGCUGUUGAUGGUGUAUCGCUCACUAUGGCGAAGGGCGAGUUAUUGGCGCUUCUUGGGCCAAAUGGAGCCGGCAAGACGACUACUAUCAAUAUGAUGCGAGGUGAAGUUCGCCCAGAUUACGGCAACAUCUACAUCAAGGGCGUGGAUAUGCAGAAGGAUACUCGAGCAGGGCGACAGAGCAUUGGCUAUUGCCCACAGUUUGACGCCUUGGAUCAAAUCACUGUCCGCCAACAGCUCGCUUUUUACGCUCGCGUCAAGGGUAUCGCAGAUGUUCAGAGGAACGUCAACUUGGUCAUGUCCAAGGUUGGAUUGAGGCCUCACGCCGAUAAGCUGACAUCUCGGUUAUCUGGCGGGAACAAGCGAAAGUUGAGUCUGGCUAUUGCGUUGCUAGGCAACCCGCCAAUCCUCAUCCUGGAUGAACCGAGUUCAGCGAUGGACCCUAUAGCUAAGCGCGACAUGUGGGCUAUGCUAUCCGGCAUUUCAUCAAGCCGCUCAGUUCUAUUGACGACACACUCGAUGGAAGAAGCAGAUAUGCUAGCAACACGCGUCGCAAUCCUUUCAAAACGCAUCCUCGCCGCUGGCACAAUCCAGGAACUCCGCAACAGACACAGCAACUCCUACGAGGUACACUUGGUACUAGAAUCAGCACCAUCCUCUGACCAGAUGGAAAUGCAAAAGGUCGAAGCAUGGAUUCGCAAGACGUUUCCAGGUGCUAACUUUAGAGGGUUGAGUCUGGGCGGACAAUUCCGUUUCAGUAUACCGGCUAAUAGCACUGCCGAUGAGGCCUUUGCUGCGUCGCAGAAUAGAAAGGGCCAGGUUGUUGAGGUGAUUGAGACUUUGGAGCACCAUAAGAAGAGUAUGGGUGUUGCGCAUUAUACUGUUAGUAUGGGGACUUUGGAGAUGAUAUUCUUGAAGAUUAUCGAGGACUAUAUUUUGUAUUAG